This is a messenger RNA of Harpegnathos saltator (Jerdon's jumping ant), 1641 nucleotides long. RefSeq lists its product as uncharacterized. The annotation marks the transcript as partial. Lineage: Eukaryota; Metazoa; Arthropoda; Insecta; Hymenoptera; Formicidae. The record is from RefSeq and is a predicted model, not a curated record. The transcript has 2 exons.
UCGUUGGUAGUCGUUUCAUCAACAAAAAAUCUUACAACACAGUUGCAAAGCCACUGGCGCAGCAUAGCUGCGCGAAGCGCUUAUAUCCUGCUGAAACGUAAACGAUACGACGUUUCAGGACGCCAAACGAUCUCCUUGCCGUUAUACGUUAUCGGAGGAAUCGCAGUUGCGAUUGUGCUACUGACCUGUUGCUGCACGCUGUUUGUCAGGAAUAAAUGCGCAAGACUCCUUGGCAAACUCACAGGCAGGAAAAAGCAGGAAAAGUAUUACUCAGACGUCGAACAAGGCCGGAGCAAAAGAGCCGGCAUGAGAGAGUCACGUAAAAGGAAAAAAAGAGAAAGGGAUCUUGCGUCGCGAAACUUCACGCACACCGACACCGGCACGGAAGCCGGGGAACCGAUUGUUCUGCCGCCGUUGCAACCGGAAAAACCGGAACGUCAGGAGGACGAAUCGCCGAUCGCGUGCUACAAGUGUUACAGAAAGAAGCAGAGACGAAAGAGACGAAAGAGGCAGACACGACGAUAACGUAAAGAAAAAGGAGAAAAAGGAGAAAAAGGAGUAAACGAGGCAUCAUCUUAAUGAGGCAUUUUCGCAUGUAUUGGGUUGGGGAAGGAAAGUAAUGUCAUAUUUUUAGCUCAAAAUUGGAGCAAGUUUAUUUAGAUUUGAAAACAGCUUCAAGCAAUAAUGUAACGGCCGUUGUUUUCCAUAAUCUUUUGCCAUCUUUCGGGCAGCUGCGUAAUUUAACUUUUCAAUGAAGAAUUGUCGAAGGUGAUUUCUACGAUUCCUUAAAGAAGUAAACGCUUUACCAUUAAGAAAGUUCUGCAAGGAUCGAAACAGGUAGUAAUCCGAAGGAGCGAAGGAUGCUCGGUGAAUAUGUUGGGUCAAGUCAAAAGCGUAGCCAAAAGAGUAUGGCGGCCUGGUGGAAUAAAAUACCCUUUUUAUUGAUCAAUUCCAGACGUUUCUCUGCAAUGGCUUCUUUCCGUCUGUCCAGCUGGAUACAGUACUUGUCCGAAUUAAGCCGCACAUUAUUUAAAAGGAGUUGUACGUAAUGCACGACAUCUUUCUAGUCCCACCAGAUACACUGCGCUGACCUUUUUCUCUUUUUUUUUUCUUUUUUUCUUAAAGCCUUUAAAGCCUUUAAAGCGGUCAACGGCUUUUCUAAACGCUUUCCUCAAGACCGUUUGUGAACCGCGUAUAUCGUAUAUAAACGAACUCAUCGUCCGUCACGAUUCGUUUCGCAAAUGGGUCGUUUUUGUUGCGUUUAAGUAACGCAAAUUGCAAAUAGAAAUGCAGUCGAUUAGAUAUUUUUUUCAGACAAAUUAUGCGGCAUCAAGACGACAUCAAGACGAGAGAUUCCCAUUCACGUAUCCCAACUUGUGCGAAUGCUCGUUGACAGUAGUAUGUGAUAAAUUGAGUAUCUCUACUAUUUCCCGCGUCGUAUAUCGCUGAUUAUUCUCGAUUAAAGUCUUGAUUUGGUCGUCAUCGGUAACAGCCAGAGAGUCGACUAGAGCGCUUCUCAUCUUCGAGUCAUGUCGUAUCACCAACACGAAAUUUCAUAAACGCAAUUUCAUGGGCACGUACGUUCUGUUACUUGCAUCCUCUCCGUGCACAGCACGUAUUCUCUAUCUCUUUCUCUUUCUC